This is a messenger RNA of Mus caroli (Ryukyu mouse), 549 nucleotides long. The record is from RefSeq and is a predicted model, not a curated record. NCBI's taxonomy places the organism in Eukaryota, Metazoa, Chordata, Mammalia, Rodentia, Muridae.
UCCCUGUUCUCCACCAUGGCACAAGAUCAAGGGGAAAAGGAGAACCCCAUGCGGGAACUGCGCAUCCGCAAGCUCUGCCUCAAUAUCUGUGUCGGGGAGAUCAGAGACAGACUGACCUGGGCAGCCAAGGUGUUGGAGCAGUUCACAGGCCAGACCCCGGUGUUCUCCAAAGCUAGAUACACUGUCAGGUCCUUUGGCAUCUGGAGAAAUGAGAAGAUUGCUGUCCACUGUACAGUCCGUGGAGCCAAGGCAGAGGAAAUUCUGGAGAAAGGCCUGAAGGUGCAGGAGUAUGAGUUGCGGAAAAAUAACUUCUCAGAUACUGGAUACUUUGGUUUUGGAAUUCAGGAACACAUUGACCUGGGCAUCAAAUACUACCCAAAUAUUGGUAUCUACGGCCUGGACUUCUAUGUGGUGCUGGGUAAGCCAGGGUUCGGCAUCGCAGACAAGCACAGAACAGGCUGCAUUGGGGCCAAACACAGAAUCGGCAAGGAGGAGGCCAUGUGCUGGUUCCAGCAGAAGUAUGAUGGAAUCAUCCUUCCUGGAAAAUAA